Molecule: messenger RNA, 1775 nt
Organism: Nematostella vectensis (starlet sea anemone)
Lineage: Eukaryota; Metazoa; Cnidaria; Anthozoa; Actiniaria; Edwardsiidae
Product: ectonucleotide pyrophosphatase/phosphodiesterase family member 5
Exons: 2
Coding region: 369-1730 (453 amino acids)
Source: RefSeq, a predicted model, not a curated record
UUAAUUUGAGCUUAAACACUGAGUGGGUUAUGAUAACAUGUUUCCGGUUGGUCAGUCAUAUGAUGGGUUCGUACAAUCUAUCACCCGUGGUACCUGCCUUAUUGUUGUUGAUCACGCUUCGUGCUCCAUGCGUUAACCGUUUUGGUUCACUUGUCUUGAAUGUCCGAGCUCGGUGAUGUGUUUCGGACGUAGAACCAUCUAAUGAAGCGGGAUAUUCGAUUAACACCUACUAAAAUAGCUUGGGAAAGCAAUAUACCAACAUGAGCGGUGUUAAACGAACAAUACGCUUUCUCUGAAAGACACUUCUGAAAGCGGCUGACUUGUAGAAGACUUGUUUACUAUAUCAUUGAGCUAGAUCGCACAGCAAGAUGGAAAUAAGAGCCACAGCCCGUAAAUAUGAAGUCACUACAUCAGUAAUUCUCCUUACAGUCAUCUUAAUCAGUGAGGCUGUUAAAAACUCCAACACAGUGAUCUUACUCAGCUUUGACGGAUUUCGCUGGGACUUUGCCUCUAAAGCAUACACCCCUAACCUGGACUUCAUAGCUAUGACAGGCGUGCGCGCUCCAUACGUAGAGCCCGUGUUCCCUGUCGAGACAUUUCCCAAUCAUUACUCCAUGGUUACGGGACUCUAUCCCGAAAGCCACGGGAUCCUUUCGGGAUGCUACAUGUAUGAUCCUGUGAUGAAAGAAUCGUUUGAGAAUAUGAACAAUAGUGAUUCUCGCUGGUGGGACGGGGGUGAACCGGUAUGGGUAACAAACCAGAAACAGGGACGGAGCAGUGGAGUUUGCAACUUCCCUGGGUUUGACGUGAAGAUAAGAGGGCAUUUCCCCACGUAUUCUACCAGUAAUAUGGGGUUUAACAAGCCCUUUUUAACAUCCACAAAUAUCAUGACUUUUAAACAGCAGAUUGAUGUGGUCAUGGACUGGUUGACAGGCUUGGACCCGCCUUCAUUCGUGGCGAUUUAUUUUAACCAACCCGAUAUGACAUCACAUGGCUUUGGCCCGAAUUCUGAUCAAGUUAUAGAGCAAAUAAAACGCUGUGAUAACAUCACGGGUUACUUAAUUAUGAGGUUACUCGAGAAAAGGUUAUUCAACAGUGUCAACUUAGUACUGACAGGAGAUCAUGGGCAAACUGAUUAUAACACAACCAAAUUCCUCAACCUUGAGAACUAUUUUAGCGCGCAGUAUUACAUAAAAUAUGGCGUCAAUACGUUACAUAUAUGGCCACGACCCAAUGUUACUAAGUCCUUUGUGUACGAGAACUUCAAACGUAUUGAGUACGAGACUAAGUUGUUAAGAGUAUUCAAGACUGAGGAGAUGCCUGAGGCGUAUCAUUAUAAGAACAAUCGCCGUGCGCCGCCUAUUAUCGCCAUAAUGGAGGAGCACUGGGUUGCUAACACUACCAAGUUCUGGGAGUACUGGAAUCGCCAGCAUCGGAACGAACGACUUCGUGGAGACCAUAACUACAGUCCAUUCAUUCCUUCUAUGAGGCCAUUCUUCUUGGCACGAGGGCCGAACUUUAAGGAGGGGUUUGUUUCUGAACCGUUAAAGAUGGUUGAUAUUUAUCCUCUAUUGUGUAAUAUAUUGGAUGUAGCCCCCGCACCAAAUAAUGGCUCAUUUGAAAGGGUAAAAAAGAUGCUUAAAGCGCCAAAUCCUGUUAAGCGAACAAAUAACUACAUGAUGCGGGCAUUUUUUCGCUCGUUUUGGAAAGGAAUGGUAGAUAUGUUAUAACCAUAUUAUGUGUAUUUUUUUUUCGUAAUAAAAAGUGUGAAUUUG